Molecule: messenger RNA, 2049 nt
Organism: Coniosporium apollinis CBS 100218
Lineage: Eukaryota; Fungi; Ascomycota; Dothideomycetes
Product: ATP-dependent RNA helicase DED1
Exons: 2
Coding region: 1-2049 (682 amino acids)
Cellular component (GO): nucleus
Molecular function (GO): RNA helicase activity; ATP binding; RNA binding
Source: RefSeq, a predicted model, not a curated record
AUGGCUGAUCAGCUUAACAUGAACGGCUUGUCGCUCAACGACUCUCAGCACGCUCCGCACCAGAACGGGUUCGAGCGUUCGGCUUACAUUCCGCCUCACCUUCGAGGCCGUGGUGCAGGAGGACCGCCUCCUGGACCGGAGAUGCACGCUCCGCUACCGGCGAUGGCUAACGGUGGCAUGAACGGCAGCGCCGGCAUGAACGGUAGUGCAUGGGCAAACGGAGGUGGCCCUCCACCCCGUCGCGCUGGCGGUAACGACAGCUGGGCCAGUGCUCCAAGCUUCAACCCCCACGGCGCUCGUGACGCUCCGCAAGGCGGAUCUUGGGCUACUCCCGCUCCCUAUCAACCAACUGGUCGCUUCGACCCGACCGCAUACGGAAAGCCUGGUGCUGGUACCAGCGCAGCUGCUCGUGGAUCUGGAGACGGACAGUGGAGAGAUGGAAAGCACAUCCCGGGUCCUGCCAACCAGCGUCUGGAGCGUGAGCUUUUCGGCGUUCCUAACGACCCGUCCAAGCAGCAAACCGGUAUCAACUUCGAGAAGUACGACGAUAUCCCGGUUGAGGCGUCCGGCCAGGGCGUCCCCGAUCCCAUCACCAGGUUCGAGAACCCGCCUCUGGAUGACCAUCUUCUCAGCAACAUCGAGCUUGCCGGCUACAAAGUUCCCACACCAGUGCAAAAGUACUCUGUUCCGAUCGUCAUGGCCGGCCGCGAUUUGAUGGCUUGUGCUCAGACCGGUUCCGGCAAGACUGGCGGCUUCUUGUUCCCUAUCCUCUCUCAAGGAUUCAUCAACGGCCCAAGUGCGACUGCCGCACAACAAGGCGGUUUUGGCCGCAAUCGAAAGGCGUAUCCUACUUCGUUGAUCUUGGCUCCGACUCGUGAGCUGGUCUCGCAGAUCUUCGACGAGGCACGAAAGUUCGCCUAUCGCUCCUGGAUCCGACCGUGCGUCGUCUAUGGUGGCGCAGACAUUGGAUCUCAGCUCCGCCAGAUGGAGCGUGGCUGCGAUCUGUUGGUUGCCACUCCUGGUCGUCUGGUCGAUCUCAUCGAGCGCGGACGUAUCUCUCUUGCGAACAUCAAGUACCUCGUUCUGGACGAGGCUGACCGCAUGCUGGACAUGGGUUUUGAGCCCCAGAUCCGCCGCAUCGUAGAGGGCGAGGACAUGCCCCCAACGGCUGGCCGUCAGACCCUCAUGUUUUCCGCCACGUUUCCGCGCGAUAUUCAGAUGCUUGCACGCGAUUUCCUGAAAGACUACGUUUUCCUUUCCGUCGGUCGCGUUGGUUCCACAUCUGAGAACAUCACGCAGAAGGUUGAGUAUGUGGAGGACAUUGAUAAGCGCUCUGUCCUGCUCGAUAUCCUGCACACACACGGCGCAGGUCUCACUCUGAUCUUCGUCGAGACCAAGCGCAUGGCCGAUUCGCUCUCCGACUUCCUCAUCAACCAAGGUUUCCCUGCAACUUCCAUUCACGGAGACCGAACCCAGAGGGAGCGUGAGAAGGCCUUGGAGAUGUUCCGUAGCGGCCGCUACCCCAUCCUUGUUGCCACCGCUGUCGCAGCCCGUGGUCUUGAUAUCCCGAAUGUCACUCAUGUUGUCAACUACGAUCUCCCUACCGAUAUCGACGAUUAUGUCCACCGUAUCGGCCGUACCGGUCGUGCUGGCAACACUGGUAUCUCUACUGCCUUCUUCAACCGCGGCAACCGAGGCGUUGUGCGGGACCUCAUCGACCUUCUGAAGGAGGCCAAUCAGGAAGUGCCGAGCUUCUUGGAGAGCAUCUCUCGUGAAGGCAGCGGCUUUGGUGGUGGCAGCCGUGGCGGUGGUCGCUCUGGUGGCGGUCGUGGCCGCGGUGCUACUGCUACACGCGACGUCCGUAGCUAUGGCGGCAACCGUGCCCCUGGCGGCGGCUUUGGUGGCGGCUUCGGUGGUGCACCAUCUGGAGGCUACGGCGGUGGAUACGGCGGCCCUCCUGCUGGUGGCUACGGAGGUGGCUACAGCCAAGGAGGUUAUGGCGGCGGCUACGGCAACCCAUCAGGUCCUGGCGGUCAGUCCUGGUGGUAG